Molecule: messenger RNA, 2163 nt
Organism: Impatiens glandulifera
Lineage: Eukaryota; Viridiplantae; Streptophyta; Magnoliopsida; Ericales; Balsaminaceae
Product: protein CHUP1, chloroplastic-like
Exons: 6
Coding region: 163-1971 (602 amino acids)
Biological process (GO): chloroplast organization
Cellular component (GO): chloroplast outer membrane
Source: RefSeq, a predicted model, not a curated record
CUCAUAAGCUCCCAAAUAGCAGUUGUAGAGUGCUCACUGUUAACCAGUCGGACAGAAAGAGACAUUUCUCUCUCUCUAUCUCUUUCUCUAUCUCCACCCUUUCCCUUUUAGCUUCUUCUCUCUCAAUACCCAUCGCUGCAGAAUACACGCACUAACCAAACAAUGGUGGCUGGGAAGGUUAAAGUAACCGUGGGUCUUCAAAGGUCAGCUGCCAAUACAAAGACAGACGCCUCUCCUAAGUCGACAUUGCCGUCUCCUAGCUCCGGCAAAGUCACGCAGAAAGGCGCAGGCGCCGUCUUCUCCCGUUCCUUUGGAGUUUAUUUCCCGCGCUCUUCUGCUCAAGUUCAACCCCGACCACCUGACGUCGUCGAGCUCAUCCGUCAAGUUGAGGAAUUGCGGGAAAGGGAAUCACGUCUCAAAACCGAAUUGCUCGAACAUAAACUACUCAGAGAAUCUGUCUCCAUCGUCCCUGUACUGGAAAACGAGAUCUCUUGGAAGGACGCGGAAAUCGAGCGGAAUGCGAAGAAGAUCGAUUGCUUGGAAACGGAGAACGAGAGGUUGAGGCAGGACUUGGAGGUUCUGCAUAUCAAGGCAAUGGAGGAGAAACAGGCGAAUGAGCAGAAAGCGAAGGUAAUGCAGGCGGAGAUUAUGGUUUUGAAGAAGGCGGUUGUGGAAUUGAGUAGACUUGAAUCAUCGAAGAGGUUACAAAACAACGAUGAUUCACAGAGAUUCCAAGGGCUAAUUGACGUAUCUGUGAAAUCGAAUCUGAUUCGAAAUUUGAAAAAAGGGCUUAAACUUCAUGACCAAAUCGAUGAGAAGAAAUCUAUUAUCGCUGUUGAAAGGCAACAACCCUGUAAUGAAAUUGCAGAGACUUCUGAACCCUUGGUUAGGAGACCUCGAUUGCCUAGGGUUCCAAAGCCUCCCCCAAGACCAUUAUCUACUCCAUCUUCGUCGUGUUCUAUCAUCAUAGAUGCAGAGAAGUCGUCAACAGAACAUAAAGCUUCAACUCAACCACCCCCUCCUCCUCCACCGCCAAGAGUUACUCCUCCGACGAGAGCAGCUCCUCCUCCUCCUCCGCCGCCGCAUAUGGUAGUUAAGCCAGGAUGCGAAAAGGUGAGGAGAAUGCCUGAGGUUGUCGAGCUCUAUCACUCUCUAAUGCGGAGGGACACGAGGAGAGAAUCCGGCGCCGGCGGAGCACCGGAAGCGGCGGCGUCCAGCGCUCGUGACAUGAUCGGGGAAAUCGAGAAUCGGUCUACUCAUUUGCUCGCCAUUAAGACAGAUGUAGAAACCCAGGGCGAUUUCAUUAGGUUUCUGAUAAAGGAAGUUGAGGAUGCCUCAUUUACAGACAUUCAAGAUGUGGUUCCUUUUGUCAAAUGGCUAGAUGAUGAACUCUCUUAUCUGAUUGAUGAGAGGGCAGUUCUCAAACACUUCAACUGGCCAGAGCAGAAAGCGGAUGCAUUGAGGGAAGCUGCAUUUGGGUAUUCUGAUCUGAAGAAGCUCGAAUCAGAAGCUUCAUCGUUUCGUGACAAUCCUCGUCAACCUUGUUCAUCUGCCCUCAAGAAAAUGCAGUCACUGUUGGAGAAGCUUGAGCAUGGUGUUUAUAACCUUUCGCGUAUGAGAGAAUCUGCUACAAAGCGUUACAAUCUACUUCAUAUUCCAACUAACUGGAUGCUUGAUACUGGAUUCGUUGUUCAGAUUAAGCUGGCAUCUGUUAAGUUAGCGAUGAAAUACAUGAAGAGAGUAUCUGCAGAACUGGAGAGUAAUAGUAGUAUUAGCGGCUCAUGUGUUGAAGAGGAGGAGCUGAUAGUUCAAGGCGUUCGGUUUGCCUUCCGGGUACAUCAGUUUGCGGGUGGAUUUGAUGCGGAGACAAUGAGAGCAUUCCAGGAGUUGAGAGACAAGGCAAGAUCGUGUCAUGUCCAACGACAAAAUCAGCAAAAUCAGAGAUACUUGUGCCGGACCACUACGUGUUAGCAAAACUUCUUGCGGGUAUCAAUGUUUUAUUGUAAAGAUUGUAAAGUGGCAUUUUCCAACAACAAAUUUUCUAUUAAGCUUCAAACAAAUCCCAUCAUCUGUUAAUCUAAUGGAAUGGCAUUUUGAUAUUUUCCGUAUUGUAUAAUCUUUCACAAAAGAAAAAGUUCUUAGAGGCGAUUUUCGCUUGAUUCA